CUGUCGUUAAGGGCAGAAGGCUCAUCGAAACCGUCGUUUCCAAAACAAAUCUGAGCGUAGAAGUAAAAAAAAGAGUAAAAAUUUAAAAACUGAAAGAAUGCAAUCAAAGAUCAGUUCAUUUUUCAAGCCCUCUCCAGCUACGGCCAAAAUUAAAGUCGCAUCUCCGAUUUCUGCUAUUAUAUUCGCCAACGAAGCCGAGAUCUGUGAAGACCCAGAAAUAACUGUUACUUACAAGCGCAGAGCUAGAAACCCAGGCAGUGAGAGUGAUGCCGAUUCAGCUGGAGCAACAAACAGACUUGGUGAGGUGGAUAUGGUAGCAAAACUGGAGGUGCCCAAGUCUGGAAAAGUUCUUAAUAAAAAGAGAAAAUACGCACAGUUUUAUUUGGAAUUAGGUCAGUCUGAUUUUCUGCUGCACGCUUGUACAAUUUGUGGAUUUAAGUAUGCCAAAGGUGAUGAAGGGGAUGAAAAGGUUCACAAAACAUUUCACAAGAAUUACACUCACGGCAUUCAGUUUAAGGGGUGGCGAAAUGAAAGAGUUAUAUACGUUCCUUCGCUUGACACUGGGCGUGUUAUCAUAGUGUUAAGCGAUGACCCUCCUGCUCAAAGAAGCAAGGUUCAGGAUGUUGUUAAGAUGAUGGAGAUGGAUCUUGGGGAUGGGUGGAUAUUUCAUCAGCACUGCAAGGUGUAUCUGUUUGUAUCUUCUGGAAGAGUUACUGGCUGUCUAGUUGCAGAACCAAUAGAGAAGGCCUAUCGGAUUGUUUCAAGCUCAACAGGAAAAAAGUCUCAGGAUCAAAAUGGAAAAGGAGGAAGAGAGAAUUCAGUGGUUCUCCAAUUUGGUGAAGUGAGCUUCCAAAGAGAAAUAGUGAGAAAGAAUAACUCUGCCAAAGGCAAGGAAAUGUGUGAUUCAGUCACUGGAGAGAUCUUAUGUGAGAAGGAAGCUGUACCUGCUAGUUGUGGUAUAAGGGCCAUUUGGGUUACUCCUUCCAACAGAAGGAAGCACAUCGCGAGUCACUUGCUGGAUGCUGUGAGGGGCAGCUUCUGCAAUGGCCGAAUUCUGAAUUGUACCGAUUUGGCAUUUUCUCAACCAACCUCUGCUGGAAGGGCCCUAAUAUCCAAUUACAUUGGCGGAAAUGCAUUCUUGCUCUACACAACUUCGUGAUUUUGAGUAAGAAACAUUCGCAAUUCCAUCUAAGGGUUUCCUUGGGGAAAAAUGUUGGACGGCGGUGGCGGAGCUGCGUUUCCGGUGAUAUUCUACGAUGGAGAGCGGGAAAUCAACAUUGGAGACAUCCGUGUCCAACCAAUGUUGGAAUUCAAGACAUUCCAGAUGAUGAUCAGCCAGAAGAUCGGAAUCUCCCCCAACCAAAUCUCCAUCUAUCUCGUCCACCACAGUUCCCUGGCUGAGGAACGCCGGAAGACCCCCAUCACGGGGAAAGUGAAUUUCGCCUUGAUCAUUCGCCAGAAGGACUGCUUCUUUCUUGUCGUCUUGAAGAGGUCAAGAAAGUCUAGGAACCGGAAGUUGAGGCCCAACAGCGUUGAUUUCUGCGACUACUUGUCGGAUAAUGAUUUCCUGCCGUCUCCUCCGCCGGAGAAUGUGGUUCUCCUCCGGCGAAACCAGGCGGAGGUGAAUAUGAACGGUCUGCAAGUUAAUUGUUUCGGCAAGCCGUUCUACGAUCAGAUUACCCAGGUCCAGCUGGCGGGUUUAAAUGAUCGGCUGCAAAAUUUGAAGGUGCAGAGGGAGAAAUACGGCAUACCUGCGCCGCAACCCGUGAAUUUCAGCGGCCCCAGUUUGGCUCCGAGGCCGAUGCCGCCCAACUUGAACCCGAGUUUGGACCCGGGUUCAUUUCCAAGGAUCCAAGAGACGAUGACGAGAAACGUGAAAGAAAGUAGUAGUACUAGUGCCAGUAAUAAAGUAGCCUGCGAGGAAUGCGUGAACGCCAAGAAGGCUGGCUGCACCGCACCCUUCCAUCCUUGUGUAAACGACCCGCUAAUUCCGCGGUUCUUGACUCGGGCCGGCCCGAUUGCUAGGCCCGUCAAAUCUCCCCGGUGAAGGUUCCAUAUUUAAAUAAAGUUAAAUAAAUGGUGGAUAAGUGAGUAAUGUAUUGUUGGGGAAGCUUCUGGCAAGAACUGGAUAUUUUUUUUUCCCCCUUUUUUCUUUUUUGUAAUUGCGAGUGGCUUUUGUUUGUGUAUAGACUAUAGAAUUGAACAGGAGGUUUUCAUUCAUUGGCUCUGUGAUGGUACGCAGUAACGAACGUGUACCAUUACCAUCGAUAUGGUUUAACCAAAGGUGCGUUGAAACUCUAGAGGAGAUGGUAGUUUAGAAGCUGCUCUGGCGGCCAUUAGUAAUCUGAGAAGCAGAGUGUAGUUGGUGGCUUUAUAUUGACAGAUAUGCCCUUUAAGGAGGAAGGGCAAGGGCCAAGGUUUUGGAUUUGUAUUGUUGUGGGUCCCCUGUGGGGGCCCCGCUCGUGAUUUGGGCGAAUUGUACAUUUUUAUUUUUCCCCUUUUUCUA
Coffea arabica (coffee) is the source of this 2506-nucleotide messenger RNA. The record is from RefSeq and is a predicted model, not a curated record. Lineage: Eukaryota; Viridiplantae; Streptophyta; Magnoliopsida; Gentianales; Rubiaceae.